AGUAUCAUCAGUUACAGCAUCUGUAGAUUUCUUUGUAAUGUUACUUACUUUGCAAGGGAGAACAAACUAGCUAAAAAGCCUGGUCACAAGAAAAUUUGAACAAUGAAUUUUUACCGUUUCCCUCUCUCUAGCUGCCUAAUGUCCAAGCUCUUUGUUUCUGGCUUCCUGUUGCCAUUAAUUUUUUAUGCAUACUGGUUCUCAUUAGCAUUGUUAGUUCCUCUUCAGUGUUGUCCCAAAGGUAAUAAUUGGCCAUUUUAUCUGAAAUGGAACUAGAAGAUGAUCAGCUUCUCCAGUUCUUCCGGAUGUCAAGUGUUUGACUUCAUUUUUUCCAGUCAAUGAUGAGAUUAAUGGCAUGGCUAAUGUGCACUUGAAUUAGAGAGUAAUUACCAGUAAUCAACAGAGUUUUAUUUUCUAUGCUUCUGUAUAGGAAGUGCAAACAGGUUUGGUGUGUUAUCUUUGUCAACUUCUUUGUAAGAUACCUUCAUACCAUUGAAUAGUAGGGCUUAAGCCUAGAAGUCACUGAAUUGUUUUUGUAUUUGUUAAUGGCUAUACAGAGUUGUAGAGCUGCUGAAGCUUGAUUUCUUAAUGCAUUUCUUCAUGCAUUAGAAUACCUUUACUGAGGCAAAGUAUGAGCUCGUAUGUAUUUAGUUACAUGAAUUGUGAUAGAAUGAGAAAACUGGCUAGCUAGUAGUUAAUAGAUGAGUGAGGUUUUUUAUUUUUCUGUCACCCAAACCUGCACAGUAAAGCUCACCUCAGGGGUAGGGUAGUGCACUGGUCAGAUUUUCCCCUCCGCUUCUUUAGUAUAUAUGCACACAAUUAUCCAUCCAUUUAUUUUAGAAGUUUGGCUUGAAGGAAAACACCCCAUUGUCCCCAAUCGGAUUCUGUAGUUGAGGCAGAACAGUGUGACAAACAAUGCACUGAGGAGGUGGCAUCUAAUAAUAUGCCUAUCCUACAUCUCCAGUUAAACACGUAGAUCCUAUUUACUGUAGGCAAAUCUGUAUAUUUUCUUCAAGCAGCAGCUUUGAGGGGAAAAAAAGCAUAGAUAAUAGGUAAAUCAUAACUUCAGUGUAAUACUGAAUUUAAGCAACUUUGCUACCUGAAUCUAAUAGGUAGAUUAUGAUAGGAAAUCUUGUAGGAGUAAGAGUUUUAAGUUAAUUUGAUGUGUUUGUCAUUCUUACUCUGGAAAUUCAGGACAAAAGAAAGCUGAGAGGACAGUUAGAAGAUUAAGGCUGAUUAAAGGAUGGAAAGCAAAUAAUACUUCUCAGCAGGACUUACAGGGGUUUGAGGACCCACAGAGGACGUUUGCUGCCUGAGUCGUCAUUGUCAGGGAACUGACACUUCAGGAGGGUGUUGGCGUUGAGCAGACAUGAUGCUCAGUGGAGAGGGGCAUUGAACUUCUGGCUGGGUUUGUAUGUGCUUCCAAAAAUGUGGGCAAUACCAGUGUUAGACUGGCUUACCUGUAAUGUUAUGGGACUUGCAAUUAAAUUUUAUCCAGAAUCGAUGACCAGUAGUGCUUAUAAACUGAACACUGUACAUUAAAGGGAUCUGGUAACAUUGCUAAGAAUCUGAGAAAUAGUGGUUAAGACAUUUGGUAAGUAUAAAACACUUCUUAGGAAGGAAAAACUUCCAAGGAGGGUUUGUUUUUCAGUUGUUUCUCCAUCCUUACAUUAUGUGUAGCUGGCUGUUGGUUUAUUUACUGUAUAGAAUCACAGAACUGGAGGCAGGAGGGGACCGCUGGAGUUGAUCUUCUCCACCGCAGCUAGGCAGGUCACCUGGAGCAGGUCGCACAGGAUGUGACCACAGGCAGUGAGUGUCUCCAUGGAUGAAGACAACACAAGCUUUCUGGGCAGCAUGUUUUAUCACCUUUUUUCCCCCCCCCCACCUAAUUUAUUUUUUAUUUCUCCGUAUUGUGGUGUUGCAAUGCAGGUCUUUGAGGCUGAGACUUGUCGGUAAAUUCAGCCAGAUCAUUACUGCCACGGCAAACUCGGUGUAAACACAACUGCUGUGAGGUUUGGUGUAAGGAGGGCUAUAACCAGCUUGUAGCCAAGAGGGCCAGUGCGAAGCCCCUUCGCCAGCAGCUCUCAUUACCUCUGCCGUUACCUACACGCUAAGCCGAAAGCUGUGUGUGCUGCACAGUACGCCCUGUUCGGCACAUGGCGGGUUGCAAACCGUGCCCCUUUAAGCCUCUCCCCACAGGCCGCCUCUGCGGGGCUGAUCCCCGGCCCCUCCCGCCCCGCCUGGCCCAGCGCUGCGGAGCGCCCGGCGGCGGCAUGGUGGAGGCCUGGUACAUGGACGAGUCCCAGGAGGACCAGCGGGCCCCCCACCGCCUGCGGCCCAACCGCGCCGUCGGCCUGGAGCAGCUGCGCCGCCUCGGCGUCAUCUACCGCAAAUUGGAUGCUGAUAACUAUGAGACUGAUCCAUGUCUGAAAGAGAUUCGGAGAGCAGAAAAUUAUUCUUGGAUGGAUAUAGUAACCAUACAUAAAGACAAGCUUCCAAAUUACGAGGAAAAGAUAAAAACAUUUUAUGAAGAACAUUUACACCUAGAUGAUGAAAUACGCUACAUCUUGGAUGGAUCUGGCUAUUUUGAUGUUCGAGACAAGGAUGACAAAUGGAUCCGGAUUUCCAUGGAAAAAGGAGACAUGAUAACCCUCCCUGCCGGCAUUUAUCACCGAUUUACUCUGGAUGAGAACGUCACAAAUCCAGCUUCCUCUCGUCAGCUCUAACUGCAAGUCAUUGCCACAUGAUAUCCAUAGCACCUCUUCUGUGACAGCUGCGUGAGAGCCAAGCCCUGCAGCUGUCCCUCACGGAAUUGCCCCCACCGUCGGUUGAGGUGGAGAUGGAUCCUUCCGUGUUGCCUUACUGUGUAUCUUCGUGGUGAUAGAGCAUAUCUGUGUCCAGCAGUGGCAUUUUUCAUGGGGGCUUAAUUCACCUUCAGGGAAAGAAGGAUUUAAGGGUCCAGAGCCACUACUUGCAUCUAGUGUGUGCUAGACUGGAUGCUGGCUUCACAGGAGGUGACCUGCUUUUGGAGGGUGUUUUUGGCAAUGGGAUUGUGAGACUGGCAUGUGGAGUCCUGAUCUGUGUGUCCAUCCUCGUGGGCUUUUAUAAAUAUGUUUGUAACCUCAGUGUUACCCCUGGAAAAUGGGGAAAUGUGUGCUGUGUCCUGUGUGGCAAAAUCCCAUCUCUGGCAUAGUCUUGAGAAUGGUAUGAUUUUGAAUCAGCUGUCCAGAUAGCAGUUACUGGAUCUGUAAAAAAGGGAUAUGCUGCUUUGGUGAAAAACGUGACUUUUCAUGUCUGCAUUUUGAGAUCCAGAGUGAAUCAGCUACAAUUGCUAGUUUAAGACUUUUUCUUUUCAUAGACAAAAUGUCAGGGGCUAUGGGUUGAAUCCACAAGAAGUCUUAUCUUUGCCCACUUCAGGAACUUUAGUACAGAAGUGCCAUCUUCAAAGUAAAAUCUUUAGGUUAUCCUAGACCCUUGCAUUUUGCAGCUACGUUCUUAAGGUACCUAACUUUUUCUUGACAUUGCUGAGCACCUGUGUGCAAGGUAAGCACUUGGCAGUGUUUACAAAAUAGGCAGGGUCUAAACCUGUAGCAUAGUUGACAGGAGAGGAGAGUUCCCCGUAACUCAGUGGUUGGAGCAUUUCUGCAGGAUGCAAAAUCCCAUUCUCUGCUGCCACAGCUGGACCUUUGCACUUGGUUUUCUUUUGGUUAGCUGGUGGCAGGGCCUGUUCCUUUUCAAAUCUGGGGACGUUUAGUUUGCCAUAGCAUUAUUUUUUGGCUAGUUUAUGCACGUACAGCUUUUAUGGCUCUCACUUUGAUGCCUCUGGUAUUCCUCAAAAGCACUUUGUAGCCAUCUUGGGUAUUCUGAUUGCUCUUGUUUAACUAAGCAAGUAGGAAUUAGAUGCUGCAUUGCUUGGUAUUGUGGAUCCAGUGCAAAAUGAUUUGCAUAAGACAGGAUUUUGUUGGUUUCUUUGAAACAGGGAGAAGUACUGUCUCUGCCUGACCUGGAGGCAUGGGUUGUGACACAAUAUAUCACUGCAUAGGUGCAGAAUCUCCCACUGCAGUAGCUGGGAGCAGGAACAACAGCGCAGUGGUACAAUUUUCUGGAACAUGUGAAGCUGUCAGUCCAUUUUGAAAUAGUUUCAAAAAUUGCUACAGAAGUGCAAAUAAAACCAUGAACAUCGGAAUUAAGAUCCAAUGGAAAGGAGCUCUUAAAUUACUUGUGACUUCUUAUUCUUUGACAGAAUUAUGUGAAGGCCAUGAGGCUAUUCGUUGGAGAACCCGUCUGGACAGCAUACAACAGGCCGGCUGAUGAUUUUCCUGCUCGGAAACAGUAUGUGAAGUUUUUGGCUGAAGAAGCACAGUAAUGAUGUCUAAGACCUGACAGGUGGAACAGCCCAGAGCCCUGUCAGAAUAAAUGUGACUGGCGGCUUUUCACUGAUUGUGUAUAUUUACAUAUAGGCUUAGAAUCACAGAAUCAUAGAAGAAUUUACGUUGAAAGGUCAUUUGGAGGUCACCUACUCAAACCCCCUGUGAAGUACCAGGCCAACUUUGAAGCUAGACAGUUACUCGAGACCUUGAGGUUUGGAAGCCUCCAGUGGUAAAGGUUGCACAGCCUGUCUGGGUGCCCAUUCCAGCACUUAGCUGCUCUCAUGGCCAAGCAUUUGUUCUUCAUGGCCAAAUCCCUGGUCGCAGCUUGCAGUUGUUGUCUCUUGCCCUUUCAGUGAAUGCCUGAGAAGAGUCUGGCUCUGUCUUCUCCACAGUCCCUUCUGUAGUAGAAACUGCAGUUCGGUCUCCUUUCAGCCUUCUCUUCUCCAGGAUAGACAAACUGGUGUCCUUAUCUGGGCUCUCUGCACCCCAAGUUGUUAAGGAAGAUGUUCAACAUGACUACUAAGGAAUGUCACUUGUGACCACUUGACAGUUAGCCUUGAACCACUGACUGUUUUGAGCCGAUGGUCCACAAGGUUUUCCACCCGCGUUGUAGUUCACCUCCUCAGUCCGAAUACGAGGCUAGUGUGGGGGACACUGUUGAAAGCCUUGCUGUGCUGAGGGUGAAUGACAUCUGCUGGGUGUUCCCCAUCACCUGGUGUUUCAUGUGCCUGGAAUGGCUUCUAUGAUAGCUUAUUCCAUAAUUUUCCUGGGGACUGAAGUGAGGCUGGCCAGCCUGUAGUUCCCCAGAUUCUCUUUCUUGCCUUUUUGAAGGUGGCUGUAUUGUUUGCCUUUUUCUGGUCAAAAAGAUUUCCUUGAUCACUGUGACCUUUCAAAGAUGCCAGCAGCCUUACAGUGACUUUAGCCACUUGCCUUUACAGUUGCUCAGGAAUCCAUUUUCUAACCCUUUUUUCCUUGAUAUUUCUGGCAGGUAGAAUUGGGAGAGGUGGGCUACAUUAAUAUUCAUUCUGCUCUGAAUCCAUGCUAAUGAACUACGUAGGAUUCUGUUUUUAAUUAAAGAAAAUAAACCUUGCUUCAUUCUUGUCUAAAAAUGUUCAUAAGAUAAAUUUGCAUAAUCGGCAUUUUAGUAUGCAUCUUCCCUAGUUCUGCCCUCGUACAUAAAGCUCUGGUUUUCUUUCACUAAAAUGUAGCAAUUUGCUCUUGUGAGUUAUUAAUAAAAUUACUUUGACUUGGG
Molecule: messenger RNA, 5619 nt
Organism: Grus americana (Whooping crane)
Lineage: Eukaryota; Metazoa; Chordata; Aves; Gruiformes; Gruidae
Gene: ADI1
Product: acireductone dioxygenase 1
Exons: 4
Coding region: 2154-2723 (189 amino acids)
Molecular function (GO): acireductone dioxygenase [iron(II)-requiring] activity
Source: RefSeq, a predicted model, not a curated record